AUGUUAAGUACAAGAAGUUCAGAUAUCAUUCGGAAAGACAGAAUUAGUAACUCGAUCAGAUGGAAAUAUGAAAACGUUACCGGUGACCGCACCCGAAAAAAUGAUCUUUACUGUACGGAAGAAGAACAAAACUCAAUGCUCCAAAAGCGUACGAAUCUCAUGAAACUGGUAUCAUUCGAAGACACGUCGAAUUUUGAAUUCAAAGUUUAA
This is a messenger RNA of Adineta ricciae, 210 nucleotides long. Lineage: Eukaryota; Metazoa; Rotifera; Eurotatoria; Adinetida; Adinetidae. The record is from the annotation of a GenBank genome assembly.